This is a messenger RNA of Ictalurus furcatus (blue catfish), 5359 nucleotides long. RefSeq names its product transient receptor potential cation channel, subfamily M, member 3 (gene trpm3). The record is from RefSeq and is a predicted model, not a curated record. Gene Ontology annotation, molecular function: monoatomic cation channel activity. The coding region runs from base 128 to 5359 and encodes 1743 amino acids. Gene Ontology annotation, biological process: protein tetramerization; monoatomic cation transmembrane transport. Gene Ontology annotation, cellular component: membrane. Lineage: Eukaryota; Metazoa; Chordata; Actinopteri; Siluriformes; Ictaluridae. The transcript is spliced from 26 exons.
UCCAUCGCUUCUCCCUGAUCCGCCGCUCCUUCAAGAUCCCGCUCUCAUUACGGAUCUUUCCAUCUUCGGAUUCAGGGAGGGUCAUGCUCCCUGAGCCGAGCGGGAUUAUCAGGAUUUGGCCGGAGCGAUGUGGGGCCCUUUUCCGGAUGCCGGGAACGGCCAGCUGGAUGCUCCGCGCCCGCUCAACUGGACCAUCCGAAAACUGUGUCACGCCGCCUUCCUGCCUUCUGUACGCCUGCUGAAGGCUCAGAAAUCGUGGAUCGAGCGAGUCUUCAGCAAAAGAGAAUGUGUGCACAUCAUCGUCAGCACCAAAGAUCCCCAUAGGUGCUGCUGUGGCCGUCUCAUCGGCCAGCACGUGGGCCUGCCCCCCAGCAUCUCGUCCAAUCAGAAUGACAGAUCAGAGCGCACGCUGAAGAGUGACAGCCUGCCUGAAAAAUGGUCCAUCAGCAAACACACGCAGCUGAGUCCCACCGACGCAUUCGGCACCAUCGAGUUCCAGGGAGGAGGCCACUCCAACAAAGCCAUGUAUGUGCGUGUGUCGUAUGACACCAAAGCCGACCUGCUGCUGCACCUCAUGACUAAAGAGUGGCAGCUGGAACUUCCUAAACUGCUCAUAUCUGUGCACGGAGGCUUGCAGAACUUCGAGCUGCAGCCCAAACUCAAGCAGGUGUUCGGGAAGGGCCUGAUCAAAGCUGCCAUGACGACCGGAGCCUGGAUCUUCACCGGUGGAGUCAACACCGGGGUUAUCAGACACGUAGGUGAUGCUCUGAAAGACCACGCCUCCAAAUCCCGGGGCAAAAUCUGCACCAUCGGGAUUGCCCCCUGGGGUAUAGUAGAAAACCAGGAGGACCUCGUGGGCAAAGACGUGGUCCGGCCAUACCAGACCAUGUCGAAUCCUUUGAGUAAGCUGACGGUCCUGAACAGCCUGCACUCGCACUUCAUCCUAGCUGAUAACGGCACCACGGGCAAGUACGGUGCCGAGGUUAAGCUUCGCCGCCAGCUGGAGAAACACAUCUCUCUGCAGAAGAUCAACACACGGAUCGGGCAAGGGGUGCCUGUGGUGGCACUGAUCGUCGAGGGCGGCCCUAAUGUUAUCUCCAUCGUGCUGGAGUACCUGAGGGACACGCCGCCUGUACCUGUGGUGGUGUGUGACGGCAGCGGCCGAGCGUCCGACAUCCUGGCUUUCGGCCACAAGUACUCCGAGGAGGGAGGGCUGAUAAACGAGUCUCUGCGGGACCAGCUGCUCGUCACCAUCCAGAAGACGUUCACGUAUAGUCGCACACAGGCUCAGCACCUCUUCAUCACCCUCAUGGAGUGUAUGAAGAAGAAAGAGCUGAUCACAGUGUUUCGGAUGGGUUCAGAGGGACACCAGGAUAUUGACCUGGCUAUCCUCACAGCUUUACUAAAAGGUGCCAAUGCUUCGGCUCCUGACCAGCUGAGCCUGGCGCUGGCCUGGAACCGUGUGGACAUUGCCCGUAGCCAGAUAUUCAUCUAUGGACAGCAAUGGCCCGUGGGCUCUCUUGAGCAGGCCAUGCUGGAUGCCUUGGUGCUGGACCGUGUGGACUUUGUGAAGCUGCUGAUUGAGAAUGGCGUGAGCAUGCACCGGUUCCUCACGCUCUCGCGGCUAGAGGAGCUCUACAACACGAGGCAUGGACCAUCCAACACACUCUAUCAUCUUGUACGAGAUGUUAAAAAGGGCAACCUGCCACCUGACUACCGCAUCAGCCUGAUUGACAUUGGAUUAGUCAUUGAAUACCUAAUGGGAGGAGCCUAUCGUUGCAACUACACACGGAAAAGAUUCCGAACGCUGUACCACAACUUGUUCGGGCCUAAAAGGCCAAAAGCCCUGAAGCUGCUUGGAAUGGAGGAUGACAUGCCAAUCCGACGAGGGCGGCAGAAGACAACGAGGAAAAAAGAGGAGGAGGUGGACAUUGAUCUGGACGACCCUGAAAUCAACCACUUCCCUUUCCCCUUCCAUGAGCUGAUGGUGUGGGCAGUGCUGAUGAAGAGGCAGAAGAUGGCACUGUUCUUCUGGCAGCAUGGCGAGGAAGCCAUGGCCAAGGCGUUGGUGGCAUGCAAGCUGUGCAAGGCCAUGGCUCAUGAAGCCUCGGAGAAUGACAUGGUGGACGACAUCUCUCAGGAGCUCAACCAUAACUCCAGGGAGUUUGGGCAGCUGGCGGUGGAGCUCCUGGACCAGUCCUACAAGCAGGAUGAGCAGAUGGCCAUGAAGCUGCUUACCUAUGAGCUGAAGAACUGGAGCAAUGCCACCUGUUUGCAGCUGGCUGUGGCCGCCAAGCAUCGUGACUUCAUCGCCCACACCUGCAGCCAGAUGUUGCUCACUGACAUGUGGAUGGGGCGGCUUCGCAUGCGUAAAAACUCUGGCCUCAAGGUGAUUCUGGGCCUACUGCUGCCUCCUUCCAUCCUGAGUCUGGAGUUUAAGAACAAGGAUGAGAUGUCAUACAUGCCUCAGGAGCAGGAGGCCUACCUGCAGGAGAAGGAUUCAGAUGAGGCUGACAAGCCAGCCAAGGACAAGGACGACGAGGACAUGGAGUUCACCGUAAGAGCAUACUGUGAGGCGCAGUACAACUCCGUGGCUAUGCUGGGGAAUGUGAGCUCAGAAGUGUCUCGGAAAAAGGAAGUAGAGGAGGCCCAGAAUCGCCAUCGCCUAAUUCCAUUGGGCCGCAAGAUCUAUGAGUUUUACAACGCCCCCAUUGUCAAAUUCUGGUUCCAUACGAUGGCCUAUGUGGGCUACCUAAUGCUCUUCAACUACAUCGUGCUGGUAAAAAUGGACCUCUGGCCUUCUUCUCAGGAGUGGAUCGUGAUCGCCUACAUUUUCACCAACGGCAUUGAGAAGAUGAGGGAGAUCCUGAUGUCAGAGCCUGGCAAACUGCUGCAGAAAGUAAAAGUAUGGCUGCAGGAGUACUGGAACGUCACAGACCUCAUGGCUAUUCUUAUCUUCUCCAUUGGCAUGGUGCUCCGUCUUCAGGAGCCGCCUCUCAUGAGCUAUGGUCGGGUCAUCUACUGCGUCAACAUCAUCUACUGGUACAUCCGCCUGCUUGACAUCUUCGGGGUAAACAAAUACCUCGGACCCUACGUAAUGAUGAUUGGCAAGAUGAUGAUUGACAUGAUGUAUUUUGUGAUCAUCAUGUUGGUGGUGCUGAUGAGUUUCGGUGUGGCACGUCAAGCCAUCCUGAACCCUAAUGAGGAUCCAUCAUGGAUGCUGGCUCGCAAUAUCUUCUUCAUGCCCUACUGGAUGAUCUAUGGAGAAGUCUUCGCCGACCAAAUCGACCAUGUGAAUAGUAGGAAGCUACAGAACAGGCUGAAUGAAAAACUCUGGCCGGUCGAAAAUUACGUUCGAACUCAUGGAACUGGGCGUACCAGUGCACCAUGUGGGCAGAACAUCACCGCAGAGGACGGUACUAUUGUGUCCCAGCCCCCAUGUAAGACCGGCGCGUGGAUUGUGCCUGCCAUCAUGGCCUGCUACUUGCUAGUUGCCAACAUUCUUCUGGUCAAUCUCCUCAUUGCUGUCUUCAACAAUACGUUCUUCGAGGUGAAGUCCAUCUCCAAUCAGGUGUGGAAAUUUCAGCGCUAUCAACUAAUUAUGACAUUUCAUGAGCGCCCUGUUCUUCCUCCUCCUCUCAUCAUCUUCAGUCACAUGACCAUGGUCCUCAAGCAUCUGUGCUGUCGCUGGAGGAAGCAUGAUGAUGAUGAACGGGACUUUGGAUUAAAGCUCUUCAUCACAGAAGACGAGCUGAAAAAAGUCCAUGAUUUUGAAGAGCAGUGCAUCGAAGAAUACUUCCGAGAAAAGGAUGAUCGCUUCAACUCUUCCAACGAUGAGAGGAUCCGAGUAACAUCUGAAAGGGUGGAAAACAUGGCAAUGAGGCUGGAGGAGGUAAACGAGCGGGAGCACUUCAUGAAGGCCUCAUUGCAGACUGUGGACAUUCGGCUGGCACAGAUGGAGGAACUGAUUGCCCGCAUGGCUGCGGCUCUGGAGCGAUUUACAGGUGUGGAGAGGACUGACGUGAACAAAGCACAUUCGAGAACGUCGUCAGACUGCACUGACACUAACUAUAUCCUCCGUCAGAGCAGUUUCAACAGCCAGGAGGGAAACGCCUACCGGCUGCAAGAGUCUAUGGAACAGGGUGGGGAGGAGUCCAUUUCUCCAACUUCACCCACCACACUGGCACCAAGGGUGAGGAGUCAUUCCUUCUACAUAGGCCAUUCAUCCCGAGACAGGUGUGGGACAGACCGAGUUGAGGGAUUUUUCAAGGAGCGCUCUUUGAGCUUACACCGUGCCAAUAGCUCACAGUCAGUCGCGUCAGGAGCUGCCCCAAAAGAGUGCAAACCUGCCCCUCUGAAUACGCUGUCUGUACAACAACAGCACCGACCCUCAUCUUGCAUCGAUAUAUAUGUGUCCACAACAGAGGAGGCAGAGCCCCAAGAGAGCUUCCUGGAACCAGUUCGAAUGGCUCAGACUCUUGCUCGAGACCCAUCCCUCCAUUCCGAGAUCAUGGAGGCAGUGCUGUCUGGGGAACGGGACUACCAUGGUAGGGCAGGGGUUAGUGAAAGACAGCCAGAUGGCACUGUCUUAUUCGAGGACAGCGUUGCCGCCGACCUGCCACUGUGCACCACCCACAUACCACCAGAUGCCCUGCCCCCAUGGGACAUAGAGCCAUCCCCUCCACCCUCGGCAGGCAUCCUUGAGCGCUCCAAGAGCAGCCGCUUUUUAUCAGCGGCUGGGCCCAUGUUCUUGGAUGAGGCCCAAAUGGUGAAGUCCCACAGCCUCAUGUUCAUGCCACGCACCUACUAUGGUGGCAUAGGAAUGCAAGUAAAGGCAGCCGAGUACACCAGCAUCACAGACUGCAUCGACACACGCUGUGUCUCGACAUCAUACCCAGUGCCCGAGCGCUCAGAUUCACCUGGGGGCUCAUUCACCUUUGAGAAGCCCCAGGAAUUGUGUGCCUCACACCCAGAGCGUGAUGCUGAGCUGAGCCACGCUGAGUCUGACCAUGAAGAGCCCACCGAGGGCUCAGCUGAGACCAGCAAGCCCUGUUCCAGUGGAGGUGGUGGUAUCGGGGUUGAUUUGGCCAUGGGUUUAGCCCUGGGCCCCUUCUGUUCUCCAGCCUCCAGACUAGAACGAGCCAAUAGCUGCUCCUCAUCAGAGGACUCCCAUUCUAAUGUCUAUGCCCGAAAGAGCUUUUCCAUCAGUGAACGCAUGGACAAGGGACGUGCCAGGAAUCCAUUCCAGAGGAGCAAGUCUGGUAUAAGGCCUGACAGCAAGACAGACACACUCUCCUUGAGGAGACUAGCCAAGCCGUCAGCCUUCCAAAGCUUUGAUGGCAGGCACAACUAUACGUGA